AUGACGAAGGAUGAGUUUUACGCGCUGCCAGCGAUUGCGGCGAACCCGUUGCGAGAUCAACUGUUCAAGUCACUGGAGCUUACAGUAACGCAAAUGAUCACUUUUGCGGAGUUUGCCAAAUUCGCUCAGGUCUUCAGCUACAGUAGCUCGCAAGGCGACAAGCUCAAAGCAGAAGCGUUCAAGAUCCACGAUUUCGAUGGCGAUGGCAAAAUCUCACGCGACGACCUUCGAGCUUACUGUGCUCUCGUGUUUCCCAAGGUCUCCGAAACCGAGAGCGACGCCAUCCAAUCUCAACAACAGGUCGUGGAGUCACUGAUCGAGCAUGUCAUGGAUGAGGCCUCUUCAACACCGACCCGCGAUUUCCUCAUCUACGAUGACUUUGUCAAGGUGAUCCAAUCGACAGAUUUCGAGAGGCAGUUGCCUGAGACCAAGCGUCUACCACCGCAAGAGCAGACCCACAGACUUUGGAUGGCACAGGUGCGCGGCGAGGAAGGCGCCAUGCCCACAGAUAACACGGCGCUGCUGGCCGGCAGCAACUACGACAAGCUCACGACGCCCAAUAGCGGCGACACACCUGGAUCAGGUCGCCAAGCGGCGCCUCAGCCUUUGCCUAAUGAACAGAGCGAGCAGGAGGUUGCGCCGCCAGAGGGCGAGGGCUACGACGACCUUAUGCAUGGUAUUAAUUCUUUCUGGGCCAUCGUGUUCCCCGUGUGCGUGACGAUGAUCGUGGCCAGUCUCGUGGUCGUCAACUACCGCAGCGACAGUAUUGAGGCUUCUAUGUCGACAUAUCUCGUGUACGGAGACUCAGGCUCGAGCUCUAGCAGCGGAGGCUCCGGUAUCGGCGAGUCGCUGGUGAACGCUCUAGUAAUUAUCGGAGCUAUCGCGCUAUUGACGUUCGGCAUGGCGCUGCUGUACAAGUACAACUGCAUGAAGUUCCUGAGCGGUUACAUCAUGUUCGCUUCCACAGCCAUUCUAAGCUUCGUCGGGGGUCAACUGGUGGACGAGAUCGUGAACGACCAGUUCGGUUGGGCUGUAGAUUGGCCCACUUUUCUCUUCGUGAUGGUCAACUUUGGCUUUGUGGGAGUCAUUUCCAUUUUCUACCAGAAAGGAACACCUAAAUUUGUCCAAAAUGGGUAUUUGGUCAUGGUGAGUGUCAUUCUGGCGUGGCAGUUCUCCAUGUGGCCUGAAUGGACGACGUUCACGUUCUGCGUCAUGUUCGCGUGCUACGAUCUCUGUGCCGUGUUGACUCCCUGUGGCCCACUCAAGUACCUUAUUGGACUCAUCCAGGAGAAACAAGCACCAUUGCCCGGUCUACUCUACGAAGCGGACGUUCGUGACGGUGUAUCACACGACCGUCACAGACAAGAGCAACAACAACAACAACAGCGUCGGCAACAGGAACAGCAGCGUCCUAAGAACGCGCCCACAGACGAGGUAACCGCAGCUCAACGUCAGUCGUCGUCUGCUACGUCGCAGUCGUCGAGUACCAGUAACCACAACGACAACGGUACUACUCCAGUGACAAACAGUACCCGCGCUCCUGCUCCAGUGCCAGUGGUGGCUCCUGUUCCUGUCCCGGUGCCUCAGCCCACGACAGACCGCACAGACUCGUCUCCGAUUCCAGUGAUGUCUUCUUCCAGUCGACCUCGCAAUGUGGCUGAGUCGAACUUUACGACGUACGAGUGUGAGACGUUGGAAGCGCUCGUGGCUCUGCUGACGGAGUUUUACGAGACUUUCAGUGCAGAGGACACGUGGAAGGCGCCACAGGUGGCUGAGAAGUUCUUCCCGACCCAGGACCGUCUCUGGCUCUUGAUCUUCCACAAAUAUUACGUCUGCUCGUGCUCGCUGGACAUGCCAUGCCCCGUACAAGCAAGACGUGAACGACGUGAACGUCAACGUGAGGAGGAGGACGAGGAUGACAAGACCAUUAAGCUGGGACUGGGUGACUUCAUCUUCUACAGUGUACUUGUCGGUCGUGCUGCUAUUAAGGACUUCUCAACCUUCGCGGUUACGUUCGUAUGCAUCGUGAUGGGUCUCGGAGGAACAUUGUUCCUGUUGGCUGUGCUUCACAAGGCGCUGCCGGCGCUGCCCAUUUCGAUCUUCUUGGCCACGUUUUUCUACUUCCUGACCGAUUACAUCUUCAUCGACUUUUGCAGCUUCAUGAUGGCGUUCCCUGCAGCAGUGUAG
Phytophthora infestans T30-4 is the source of this 2187-nucleotide messenger RNA. RefSeq names its product presenilin-like protein. The coding region runs from base 1 to 2187 and encodes 728 amino acids. Lineage: Eukaryota; Oomycota; Peronosporomycetes; Peronosporales; Peronosporaceae. The record is from RefSeq and is a predicted model, not a curated record. The transcript has 7 exons. Gene Ontology annotation, cellular component: nucleus; membrane. Gene Ontology annotation, molecular function: aspartic endopeptidase activity, intramembrane cleaving; calcium ion binding. Gene Ontology annotation, biological process: protein processing.